Messenger RNA from Mercenaria mercenaria, 1109 nucleotides. RefSeq lists its product as uncharacterized. The transcript has 2 exons. The record is from RefSeq and is a predicted model, not a curated record. The coding region runs from base 163 to 987 and encodes 274 amino acids. Lineage: Eukaryota; Metazoa; Mollusca; Bivalvia; Venerida; Veneridae.
UUAUAUUUGAUUGCACUAUAUAAAUAAUUUCUAUAGUUGGUCUUUUUUAAAUUUGAUCAUAUCAAAUAACAUUGUUAGGAUAAUUUAACCUUCCAAUGCUUCAUAAAAAAUUAUACAGUCCAAUACCAUGGAUAGAAGUGAAAAGAUUUCAAUUUAAGUGAAAUGGCUUACAGCGGAACAAGUAGUCUUCCACACAACAAAACAACGGUGCUUUAUGCAUAUACACCAUACGACUAUGGUCCAUUGAACAUAAUUGGCGUAGGUCAUAUCCAGAAUUUUGUUGGUGGCUCGUACUAUGUCACAACACCAAAAGAAAAAGUCACCCUAUACAGAGUCUAUGGUGGUAAUGCUGGCCAGUAUGGACAGUACUGGACCACCCAGCCUCCGACAGGAAAUGAAAGUUAUCGAUGGGAUGCAGCAGCCCUGCCACAGUGGAACACAAUGGAUCAAACAUCUACACUUGUGGUGCCUGAGGGAGUUUACCUGUAUGAGGGGAGAGUAACUCAUCAAGCACAUUAUCUUGGCGGAGGCUGGCAAGUUUUCAUUCCAUGGGAAAUCGUGAACUUACUUGCAGAGAUUCAACCUCACAGAAUGAUUGAAAAUGGUUUUAAUCCAAGCAUCAUCAAUAGGAUAAUUGAACAAAUAAACAGUACCCAAAAGAGAACCAUGGAACAGUACAGCAAGACGAUGAAUGAGCUCCUACAAGGGCAAGCGCUUAAUCACGGCAGUGAACUUGGCAGCAUACCACCUAAUAUUAGGAAUUUCAUACAAAGUCAAGGUGGCCACUCAAAUUCCUCUCAAGGCAUUCAAACCGGCAGGUAUGUUGUUCACAGGGACAGUAUACCUGUCAGAGGAGGUGGACGCAGAAACAUCACAGUAUCCGUCAGAAUCGAAUUUGACCAUAGCGAGACACGCAAAUAUCAAUCAGGACAGACCAUUGUAACUGAGACAACACACUACUACAAUCGAAUAACAGAAAUCAAUUAGACUUACUCUUAAAAUGACACAAUUAAAGAUACUGUAUUGCAGCUCUGUCAAAAAGGUAAUAUAUGGAGAAAGAGCUCAACAGGAAUGUGUCUACAUGUAGUAGAAAUAAACUUAGAAAUCAU